AUGAUCGGAGGCAGUAAUUAUAUACGCUUACAGCAACAGACGAGCGGUGACGGCAAGGAUUUAAUGACAGGGUCCAUUUCGUUGUUAUCUAAGCAGAAGGCCCAGGAAUCCGAAGAGGUAGUAGCCUUCUCUUCUGAUGACAGUAGCGGAUACUUCAGGACUUCAACAGCGAGGAGUUUAAAAAACUACCAUGUACAGCUUAUAGGUAUCUCAGGAGUUAUUGGUACAGCAUUGUUUGUGAGUAUUGGUAAAGCGUUGUACCACGGAGGAGCAUUAUCUUUGAUUUUUGGAUUUGCGUUAUGGUGCAUUCCGAUUCUUUGCAUUACGGUAAGUACGGCUGAAAUGGUCUGCUAUCUGCCUAUUUCUUCGCCUUUCUUGCGAAUGUCCAAAAGAUGCUGUAACGAUUCAAUGGCGGUUAUGGCUGGGUGGAAUUUUUGGUUUCUUGAAUGUGUGCAGAUCCCAUUUGAGAUCGUCGCUGUAAAUACUAUUUUGCAUUAUUGGCGAGAUGACUUUUCACCAGCUAUUCCGCUAUGCAUACAGGUGGUAUUGUAUAUUGGAAUCUCACUAUUUGCAGUUAGGUAUUAUGGGGAAACGGAGGCAUUUUUGGCAAGCUUCAAGAUUUUAUUAGCUGUUGGGUUGUUUUUGUUUACAUUUAUCACCAUGCUAGGAGCAAAUCCUAAACAUGACAGAUACGGGUUCCGAAAUAUUACAACAACCAAGUUCAAGAAAUACUUUCCUAAUGGAGAAGGAUCUGAAUCAAUAGGGUACUUUCAAGGAUUCUUGGCUUGCAUCAUUCAAGCAAGUUUCACCAUCGCGGGGCCAGAUUAUGUCGCCAUGAUAGCGGGUGAAACUAUGCUCCCAAGAAAGGUAUUACCAACUGCUUUCAAACAGGUGUUUAUCAGACUAACAAUUUUGUUCCUUGGUGGGUGUCUUUGCGUUGGUAUUGUGUGCUCAAGCAAAGAUCCAGCAUUAACAGCGGUUAUCAACGAACCAAGGCCUGGAGCCGGUUCAUCUCCUUAUGUCAUUGCAAUGAAUAACCUUGGAAUCAAAGUAUUGCCGGAUGUGGUUAACGCUGCGUUGGUUACCGCCGCAUUUUCGGCAGGCAAUGCAUAUACGUACUGCUCUUCAAGAUCAUUAUAUGGUUUGUCCCUUGAUGGAUAUGCCCCCAGGGUUUUCCAAUACUGUACCAAAUCUGGCGUUCCUAUUUUUGCUGUAGCAGUCUCAUUAGUAUGGGCACUGAUAAGUUUGUUACAACUAAGUUCCAAUAGUGCGGUUGUGCUCAAUUGGCUUAUCAAUCUAAUCACUGCUUCGCAACUCAUCAAUUUCGCGGUGCUCUGCAUCGUUUAUUUAUCAUUCAGAAGGGCUUACAUCGCCCAAUACCCAUCGAAAAGCUUACCUGAACUUCCAUUUAAGUCAUGGGGGCAACCUUAUACUUGUUAUUGUGGUCUAACCGCGGUUACAUUGAUGAUAGGAGUUCAAGGGUACACCGUUUUUUUGCGUGGUAAUUGGGACGUAGAGAACUUUUUAUUCUGCUACUUAAUGGUAUUCGUUGACAUUGCAAUAUUCUUGGGCUGCUUCUUUGUAUUCAAAAGAGCAAAGGAUCCAUGGGUAAAGCCGCAUGAAGCCGAUCUUCUCACCGGAAUAGAUGAGAUAGAAGAACAUGAAAAGUCGUUAGGUUUCCAUAAAUAUGCACUCAAUUCUAUUCAGAAUUGCUAA
Kluyveromyces marxianus DMKU3-1042 is the source of this 1716-nucleotide messenger RNA. It is a transcript of the gene AGP2, whose product is annotated as Agp2p. The coding region runs from base 1 to 1716 and encodes 571 amino acids. Gene Ontology annotation, biological process: amino acid transmembrane transport. Lineage: Eukaryota; Fungi; Ascomycota; Saccharomycetes; Saccharomycetales; Saccharomycetaceae. The record is from RefSeq and is a predicted model, not a curated record. Gene Ontology annotation, cellular component: membrane. The transcript has a single exon. Gene Ontology annotation, molecular function: amino acid transmembrane transporter activity.